AUGAGUAGCAUUACCAAAGUUGCAAUCGCAGGGGCUACCGGCAACGUAGGCCCAACGGUAUUAAAACAGCUCCUCGCAGAUGGUUUUGAAGUCACCGUACUUGCCCGCAAAGGAACCAAGAAAAACUUCCCGUCUUCAGUAGCUGUUGCUGAAAUCGAUUAUGAGUCUCCCGAAUCACUUGAGAAGGCGCUCCGUGGUCAAGAUGCGGUUGUGUCAACCGUUGGCUUCGAGGGAUUGCCAUACCAAAUUCCUCUAAUCAAAGCCGCGGUUAAAGUUGGCGUCAAGCGCUUUAUCCCCUCGGAAUAUGGUGGAGAUGCGGAGAAUGAGAAGGCUCUUAGCUUACCUCCAUUCCAAGCAAAGAAGGCCGUCACCGAAGUCCUGAAGAAAGAGGCAGCGGCUGGUUCUCUAACAUACACGCUGAUAUCCACCGGGCCUUUCUUGGAUACGGGGCUCCAGUAUGGCUUUCUCGUCGACCCUAAGGGCAAGAAAAUUACACUUUGGAACGGCGGUGACAAGGCUUUCAGCAUCACCACUAUCGCAUCGACCGCCAGGGCCGUGUCGGAGGUACUUAAGCACCUUGAGGAGACCAAGAACCGCAAUGUAUAUGUGCAUAAUGCACAAAUUUCCUUGAAGAAGCUCCUUGAGCAAGCCAAGAAAGUGGUUGGAUCAGACGGGUGGACGUCAGAGGUCAAGUCCAUCGAGGAGCACCUCAAGCAAGCCUACGCAGAGCUCGAGAAGGGUAAUAACGAGUAUUGUCGCAUUUAUAGCUGCGGCGAUAUGGGGAGAAGGAUAUGGUAG
Molecule: messenger RNA, 798 nt
Organism: Daldinia childiae
Lineage: Eukaryota; Fungi; Ascomycota; Sordariomycetes; Xylariales; Hypoxylaceae
Exons: 2
Coding region: 1-798 (265 amino acids)
Molecular function (GO): oxidoreductase activity
Source: RefSeq, a predicted model, not a curated record